Callorhinchus milii (elephant shark) is the source of this 3331-nucleotide messenger RNA. RefSeq names its product DNA topoisomerase I, like (gene top1a). Gene Ontology annotation, biological process: DNA topological change; chromosome segregation; DNA replication. The record is from RefSeq and is a predicted model, not a curated record. Gene Ontology annotation, molecular function: DNA topoisomerase type I (single strand cut, ATP-independent) activity; DNA binding. The transcript has 21 exons. NCBI's taxonomy places the organism in Eukaryota, Metazoa, Chordata, Chondrichthyes, Chimaeriformes, Callorhinchidae. Bases 55 to 2370 code for a protein of 771 amino acids. Gene Ontology annotation, cellular component: chromosome; nucleolus.
CAUCAUCACCUCCUCCUUCUCUUCCUCCUCCUCCUCCUCCUCGGCGGCGGCGACAUGAGCGUCAAUCACCACCUCUCCCAGGACUAUCAGCUCAGCGGCAGCGAUUCUCGUUUGAACGACUCUCACAAGUCCAGCAAAAGCGACGAGAAACACAAGCACAAAGAACACAAGCAUAAGGAGCACAAGUCAAAGGAGCGGGACAAGGAUCGUGAGAAGUCCAAACACAGCUCUUCCAGCUCCAAGAAUCAUAGCAACAGUGAAUACAAGGAUUCUUCGGAAAAGAGACACAAAGAAAAAUUAAAACAUAGAGAUGGAAGUUCUGACAAACAUAGACACAAGAAUAAGGAGAAAAGGAAGGAGGAAAAGGAAAAGCUGCAUUCCUCGAGCAGUGGUGUUGGGGAUAAAAUCAAGAAGGAAAAUGGCUUCACAAGUCCACCUCGUAUAAAACAAGAGGUUGAUGAUGAGUAUCUGCCAUCUGUUAAGGUGGAAAACAAGCCUACGAAAAGAGCACGAAUCGACGACGAUGUGGAUUUUAAACCCAAGAAGCCCAAAAUUGAGGAUGAAAAGAGAACCAAAAAGCGAAAAGCCGAGGAGGUCACCAAGAGCAAAAAGGGCAAAAUGAAAGGACAAGCUGAUGGAGCUGGGAAAAAGAAGAAAAAGAAGGAAGAGGAGGAUAAAUGGAAAUGGUGGGAGGAAGAGCGCUACACUGAUGGUGUGAAGUGGAAGUUUUUGGAGCACAAAGGCCCGGUGUUUGCUCCGCCCUACAUCCCGCUUCCCGACAAGGUUAAAUUCUAUUACGAUGGGAAACAUAUGAAGCUGAGCCCUCAGGCCGAAGAGGUUGCUACUUUCUUUGGCAAAAUGCUGGAUCAUGAAUACACUACAAAAGAUAUUUUUAGGAAGAACUUCUUUAAAGACUGGCGAAAGGAAAUGAAACCUGAAGAAAAGUCGACCAUAGUGGAUCUGAACAAGUGCGACUUUGAAGAGAUGAACCAACAUUUCAAGGAUCAGUCUGAAGCUCGGAAGCAAAUGUCCAAAGAGGAGAAACUGAAAUUAAAAGAAGAGAAUGAGAAGCUUCUUCAAGAAUAUGGGUUCUGCAUCAUGGACAACCACAAAGAGAGGAUUGCUAAUUUUAGGAUUGAACCUCCAGGGCUUUUCCGUGGCCGUGGUAACCACCCAAAGAUGGGUAUGCUGAAAAGAAGGAUCAGGCCAGAGGACAUCAUCAUCAACUGUAGUAAGGACUCCAAAGUUCCCGUACCUCCACAUGGCCAUAAGUGGAAGACGAUACGACAUGACAACAAGGUGACUUGGCUGGUCUCAUGGACAGAGAACAUCCAGGGCUCCAUCAAGUACAUCAUGCUGAAUCCCAGCUCAAGAAUUAAGGGUGAGAAGGACUGGCAGAAAUAUGAAACUGCUCGGCGGCUGAAGAAGUGCGUUGACAAGAUCCGUGCGCAGUACAGAGAAGACUGGAAAUCGAAGGAGAUGAAGGUCCGGCAGAGAGCUGUGGCACUUUACUUUAUUGACAAGCUAGCCUUGAGAGCUGGAAACGAGAAGGAAGAGGGGGAGACCGCCGACACUGUUGGUUGCUGCUCUCUGCGAGUGGAACACAUCAAGCUACACACGGAACUCGAUGGCCAGGAGUACAUGGUAGAAUUUGACUUCCUGGGUAAAGACUCCAUCCGGUAUUACAACAAAGUACCAGUGGAAAAAAGGGUGUUUAAGAAUCUUCAGCUAUUUAUGGAAAACAAGCAACCUGAAGAUGACCUUUUUGACCGACUGAAUACUUCGAUCCUGAACAAGCAUCUCCAAGAGCUAAUGGAUGGGCUUACAGCCAAAGUGUUCCGUACCUACAACGCAUCCAUCACACUGCAGCAGCAGCUGAAGGAGCUCACAAACCCUGAUGAAAACGUGGCGGCAAAAAUCCUCUCCUACAACCGUGCCAAUAGAGCAGUUGCCAUCCUUUGUAACCAUCAAAGAGCACCCCCAAAAACCUUUGAGAAAUCCAUGCAGAACCUCCAAACCAAGAUUGAUGCAAAGAAAGACCAAAUUGGGAUGGCCAGGAGAGAGCUGAAGGGUGCCAAGGCUGACCACAAAGUUAAAAAGGAUGAAAAGACUAGGAAAUCUGUGGAAAGUAAGAAGAAAGCUCUCCAAAGGGUUGAGGAACAACUAAUGAAACUGGAAGUACAGGCCACAGACCGGGAAGAGAAUAAGCAAAUAGCCCUUGGUACUUCCAAACUCAAUUACUUGGACCCUAGGAUCAGCAUUGCAUGGUGUAAGAAGUGGGACAUCCAAACUGAAAAGAUCUACAACAAAACCCAGCGAGAGAAGUUUGCAUGGGCCAUAGAUAUGGCAGAUGAAGAUUAUGAAUUUUAACCAUUGACGUGGCUGAAGCUGAGUGAGACUGGCCUAAGCCACCUGACCUGGAAUAGAUGCUUUUUGUGUAACAAGGAAGACAAAUUUAAAAACUGGUUCGGGAGCUACUGUUUUAAAAAAGAAAACAAAACAAAAAAAAAUUAUAAAGCACUGAUUAAGUUGGUGCAUUUAUACUGUUAGAACUUCGCAAUAACUUUUUUUUAAAAUUGAGAACUACAAUCCUGUUUUAAAAGAGAAUAAAAGGCACCGGUUUUAAAACUUGGUCACUGCUACACACUGGUGGACAUUUGGUGACUGUUUGACUUGAACUGGAGAGCAAAUGCUUUUGCUGCCCUUGUCUACUAAAAAGGAGUGUUUUAUUUCAUACUUUUUCUUCUUUUACACAGAGUCUGUGUCACUUAUCAGGGCCCUAAAGAAUCUAACUGGAACCUGAAUGUGGCUUAAAAGCAUUUGUUUGGAUUGAAUUUUAAUUGGGGAAAAUUUUUUGCAAAAAAUUAUAAACACAAGAAAGAUUUUAGAUGAUAUUACAAGGUUGCUUUUGUUUAAGAGCGUCAGAUGUGCUGGUUAGGGAUGUGUGUGCUGCAUUGUUUUCCUCCCCAGGCUUUUUAAUAUAAACCUUUGGGGGUUUAUUUAAAGCUGAUCAUUUGUUGCUGACCUAUUUCAAACCAGGGGCCAUCAUUCUACGAAAAGAAAAAGCGUGUCCAAUUUUCAAUCUGAUCGGGAACUUUUAAUAGCAUUUCAGGUGGAACCUAGUUUGGUGUAAGAGAACUGAAUGCACCUCCUCCACUGUCUAGAAAGGACCCGCUCUUAUCGCUGGAAUGAGCUUAAUUUGUCUACAACUGACUGGGAAUGUAAGGUGAAUUUACACAUGGUCGGAUUUCAAUCUGGGUUUCUAUGAUAUUUUUGUGGGGUGGGGGGUUGGGAGGAGCGGAAGGAGAAAUAAAUGGUCCAUUUCUUGCUG